CUGGGAGCCAGUGGAGGGAUUGGCAGAGAGGGGUGGAGGACACUGAGUGGAGGCCAGUGGAGGGAUUGGCAGAGAGGGGUGGAGGACACUGACGUGGAGGCCAGUGGAGGGAUUGGCAGAGAGGGGUGGAGGACACUGAGUGGAGGCCAGCGGAGGGAUUGGAAGAGAGGGAUGGAGGACACUGAGUGGGGCCAGCGGAGUGGAAGAGAGGGAUGGAGGACAUGAGUGGGGGCAGUGGAGGGAUUGGCAGAGAGGGGUGGCAGAUACAGAGGUGGAUAUAGUGAGCGUUCAUGAUAGACUGAAGAGGGGAUAGCCUGAGAUGAGGUCGGCCAAUGAGGAGGGAGUUACAGUAGGGAGGUGGCACGGGCUGGGGG
Molecule: messenger RNA, 374 nt
Organism: Staurois parvus
Lineage: Eukaryota; Metazoa; Chordata; Amphibia; Anura; Ranidae
Source: the annotation of a GenBank genome assembly